ACGGCCACUGAUCCACUCCCCUCUGGGCAGAUGGACUGUUUUCAUUGUACAAGGAAAAAGAAAAUCCCCUUCAGAGGAGAGAGGGGGGCUUGAAGAGGACGGGGAGCCGAGUCCGAGUCCGAGUCCGAGUCCGAGAGUGAGUCGGGAGCGACGGAGCAGCACUGAGCCGACCACCGCCAUCCAUCAUUGCCUUUUCGGCUACCCGGAAACUAACUUACCGCAAGCUGUCUGUCUCUGCCUUUCUUCAGUUUCUUCUUCAGAUGCAUUUUCGGUGGUUCUUCGGAUUAUAUUUGGGUUCUCGAGAAGAGGUUUUGGUCGUGGGCUUCGAGUUCAAGCAAUUCAAGGAAGUCUCAUAGCUUUUGUUCUCAGCUAAGACUCGAACUCGAACUGAUGUACAUUCACAAAAAUGUUCCACACAUUACCUGCACCUUCAUCUAUGAUUUGGAAUGCAUCACGUAGUUGUUCUUGCAUGGGUCUUAUAGGGAACAAAAAGCUUCUUUUUUCAGUUCGAAGGCCAUGUAAUCGUGGAUUGAAGAUUCUAAAUAAGCAGCAGCAACUCUCAAGCUGGGCAGUGACGGGGACCUUCUUUUGUUCCAAUAAUAGGCAUAGACGGAAUUCAUCAUCUGUAAAGAAACAAGUACCACAGAAUGUGGAUCUUCCACAAGUACUACCAAAGAAAAAGAAAAAACCGUAUCCCAUUCCAUUAAAGAAGAUUCAACAGGCUGCAAGAAUGGACAAGAAGCUUGCUCAGAUGGGCAUAGAAAAGCCCCUAGAACCUCCCAAAAAUGGAUUACUUGUACCAGAAUUGAUUCCGGUGGUUCAUGAGGUACUCGAUGCCUGGAAACUUUUGAUCAAAGGCCUUGCACAGCUUUUGCACGUCAUCCCUGUGUAUGCUUGCAGUGAUUGUUCGGAGGUUCACGUGGCUGAGGCUGGUCACAACAUUCAAGACUGCCUCGGUACAGCUAAUGCAAAAAGGCGGAGUUUCCAUUCAUGGGUCAGAGGAUCCAUCAAUGAUGUACUAAUCCCAAUCGAAUCAUAUCAUAUGUAUGAUCCCUUUGGUUGGCGCAUCAAGCACGAGACUCGUUUCGACUAUGACCGGAUCCCUGCGGUUGUGGAGCUCUGCAUCCAGGCAGGGGCGGACAUACCUGAAUACCCCUCGCGACGAAGAACCAAACCCAUCAGGAUGAUUGGGAAGAAAGUGAUAGACCGUGGUGGGUUUGUGGAGGAGCUUAGGCCCUGGAAAUCAGCAGACUCAACCACAGUGGUCGACCUUGAUACACAUGAGGCUUCCAGGCGCCUCCCACCCCCUGCACUGUCAGAAGUCCCGAGGAUUUCACAGGAGACAGUCGAAGCGUAUGAGACUGUGCGAUCGGGUGUGAGGAAGCUGAUGCGGAAGUACACGGUGAAAGCCUGUGGGUACUGCUCAGAGGUCCAUGUGGGGCCAUGGGGACACAAUGCAAAGCUCUGUGGCGAGUUCAAGCAUCAGUGGAGAGAUGGGAAACAUGGGUGGCAGGACGCGACACCUGAUGAGGUCUUCCCACCGAACUAUGUGUGGCACGUGCGGGACCCCAAGGGGCCUCCGCUUAAGAGCUCCCUUAAGAAGUUCUACGGUAAGGCACCAGCAGUGAUUGAGGUUUGCAUGCAAGCAGGGGCAAGAAUCCCAGAUAAGUACAAGCCCAUGAUGAGGCUCGACAUCAUAGUUCCAGAGGAUGAAGAGGCACGCUUAGUUGCAUGAGGAAAGAACCAUUCUCUUAAUUGCUCAAGGAAAUAGACCGUUUGAAUUUCUGGGGUUCUACAAUCGUAAUUAUGAGAAGCAUGCAGACAUUGCAUUCAUCCUGAGUGUGGAUUCAUCAUAUUAUAUUUUGUCUCAACAAUGGAAAAGGAGCAGAACGAGUCGCAGGAGUUGAUCAUAAUUUUUAGUGUAUAGAAAUGGGAUCUUGUUUACAUUUAUUUCCGUAAUUCAUGAAGAUUGCCGAGC
This is a messenger RNA of Punica granatum (pomegranate), 1978 nucleotides long. The record is from RefSeq and is a predicted model, not a curated record. Lineage: Eukaryota; Viridiplantae; Streptophyta; Magnoliopsida; Myrtales; Lythraceae.